AUGGCCGUUGAGUUUCAAGGUGGUGUGGUCAUUGGAGCUGAUAGUCGCACCACCAUGGGCUCUUACAUUUCCAAUCGUGUUACUGACAAGUUAACUCCAAUUCAUGACAAAAUAUACUGUUGUCGAUCUGGAAGUGCUGCGGAUACACAAUUUAUUGCUGAUCUCGUUCGUUAUUACUUACAAAUGUAUGCAGUUCAGCAUAACGAACCUCCAUCGGUACAAACCGCAGCUGCCUUAUUUCAAGAAUU
Dentiscutata heterogama is the source of this 248-nucleotide messenger RNA. The record is from the annotation of a GenBank genome assembly. Lineage: Eukaryota; Fungi; Glomeromycota; Glomeromycetes; Diversisporales; Gigasporaceae.